Dichotomopilus funicola is the source of this 2112-nucleotide messenger RNA. Its product is annotated as CoA-transferase family III domain-containing protein. The transcript is spliced from 3 exons. The coding region runs from base 1 to 2112 and encodes 703 amino acids. Gene Ontology annotation, molecular function: catalytic activity. NCBI's taxonomy places the organism in Eukaryota, Fungi, Ascomycota, Sordariomycetes, Sordariales, Chaetomiaceae. The record is from RefSeq and is a predicted model, not a curated record.
AUGGAGUCAACACGUACCAUGACGCCAACAACGCCUGCGUUGGGAUGGAACUGGAAUGCCACCGCCAUCACCACGCCUGAAAAAGCCCAUUACAACAGCCACCACCACGCCCUGGGGCCGCUCCCGUCACCCACCAUGUCGCCGACCAUGUCCUUUGCGACCCUCCGGUACUGGCAGAAGCUCAUGGCGUUCAAGAAGAAGCACCGCGAACUACCCGCCGCGGCCGUGAACGGUCCCGGCCCCGGUCCCGGUCCCGGUCCCGGACCUCGCCCGCGGUACUCCGUGGCCGCGGGAGCACAAGAAGCCCUCGGCAAACUGUCAGCCUCCGCCCGCAGCGAGCUUCCCGAGGCCAUCCUGGCGUUCCAAGGGGCCGUUCAAGUCACCUCAGCCACGGCGAAGGGAGACGAAGUGUAUUUCCCGACGCCCCUUAGGGAGCAGGAGGCCACGGCGGCCAUCAAGGGCCUCGAGGCCUGCGCAGCGGCAGCCAUCUCGAAGCUUCGGUACGGGACCGACAGCAGGACGAUCCAGAUCGACAGCGACAAGGUCUCAGCCUUUCUGAUGUCGGCGUAUCUGACCACGCUGGAUGGCAUGGACAAGCCUGACCCGCGCAUCAAGAACAGGAUCCCUGACACGGACCUAAACCAGGCCCAGUCGGUGCUCUACCGACGCAUGUCGGCCAACCUGUACCGCACCAAGAAUCCAGACGAGUACUAUCACAUCCACGGCUCUCUCGACGCAGAUGUGACCCUACAAAUGCUGGGGCUGCCCAAGGAAAACCCCGCCAUGACCGACUACCACGCCAUUAUCGACUACAUCGAGUCAGCGGUCCAAAAGUUCACGGCCACCGAGCUGGAUGCACUGAAUAUCUCGCACCGGCAAGCCGGCAUCCAGGCGCUCACCUGGCCCCAGUUCCAAGCCACCCCGCACGGCAAGGCCAUGCUGAAGCUCCCACCCUUAACCGUUCGUCCGAACCCUGCAGAUGCCCGCAUCACUCCGCCCACGCCCUUCCCUUCACCAACACCCCCCUCCUCCGCCUCCCCACAAUACGCCCUCGCCGGCAUCAAGGUCCUGGAGCUCUGCCGUGUUAUUGCCGGCCCCACCAUCGGCCGCUGCCUUGCUGCCCACGGCGCCCAGGUCAUCAAGGUGACCUCACCGGACCUGCCCGACGUGCCCUUCUUCCAGCUGGACGUCAACACGGGCAAACACGCCAUCCACCUCGACCUACGGCCCGACAACAACGGCAGAACCACCACGCACGACCGCGAGAUCUUUGCCUCUCUCUUAGCCGAUGCCGACGUGCUCAUCGACGGGUACCGCCCCGGCUCACUAGCCCGGCUCGGGUACGGACCUGAGGCCCUCGCCCAAAUUGCCCAGCAGCGCGGCAAGGGCUUUGUGUACGUGGCCGAGGACUGCUUCGGCGGAAGCGACUUGCCGGCCUCGGCCGGGGCUGAAUGGGCCUCCCGCGCCGGAUGGCAACAGAUCGCCGACUGCGUAACCGGCGUCGCCUGGGCGCAGGGCGAGUUCAUGGGUUUGGACGAGCCCGUCGUGCCGCCGUUCCCCAUGUCUGACUACGGCACGGGCGCCCUCGGCUGUGCGGCUGCGCUGACAGGCCUCUACCGUCGCGCAACAGAGGGCGGCAGCUGGGUGUGUCGGACCAGCCUUGUCCAGUACGACGCCUUCCUGCUUGGGCUCGGCCUGCUCCCCGAGACAGAACGGACCCGGCUCCGCCGCGAGCAUGGGCAUGAGGACAAGAACCCCGCGGGCUUCUUUGGACUACGCCACAGUGACUCGGUCGAUGAGGUUGGGCGCCGUGCGCUAGCGAGCAUGCGACGGACGGUGCCGCAUCUGUUUUCCAACCGUGACGGUGACGAGAGCGGUCUGAUGCAGGCGGCAUGGAGCCCGGCGUUUCAGGGGGUCGUGCGGUGGCCGCGAGAGGCGAUCACGAUUGAGGGCGUGCGCGUCGGACAUGUGAGGACGGCGCGGCCGAACGGGUGGGAUGAUAAGGCUCUUGGAUGGGAAGGGUGGGAGGAGGAGAUGCUUGGACAGGAACAAGAGCAAGAGGAGAGUGACAGUGAUGACAACAACUAUUCGUGGGUUGGGGGUGAGAAGUAA